This is a messenger RNA of Exophiala spinifera, 1194 nucleotides long. RefSeq lists its product as uncharacterized. Lineage: Eukaryota; Fungi; Ascomycota; Eurotiomycetes; Chaetothyriales; Herpotrichiellaceae. The record is from RefSeq and is a predicted model, not a curated record. The transcript has 3 exons. The coding region runs from base 1 to 1194 and encodes 397 amino acids. Gene Ontology annotation, molecular function: hydrolase activity.
AUGAUCUCGUCGGCAGCUUUGGUCGCCGCUCUCUCCCUGUUGUCUGCUGCUCCGGUGGCAUUGGCUCAGACAUGCACUCCCUGCGACGAUGUGCACUUCUUCCUUGCCCGUGGUAACAACGAGCCUUACCCGGGACGACAGGGAGAUCUCGUGGCCGCGACCUGUGACGGCCUUUCCAGCUGCGGCUACGAGGAUCUCAUCUAUUCCGCCCUAUACACCGAUCUGUCUUGCCAGACCACCUACGAUGGAGUCAUUGCUGGUUUCACUCAGUUGACUUCGUAUGCCGAGCGAUGCCCCAAGUCGAAGCUGGUCCUCGCCGGAUACUCUCAGGGUGCACAGAUUGUGACCGAUAUUCUCGGCGGUGGAGGUGGUGAAUCCUUCAACGGCUGCAUUCAGCCAAACACGCCGGCUUUGGAUCCCACCACCAGCCCAGGCAACAGACUAUCGGCCGUUCUGGUUUUUGGCAACACUCGACACACUGCUAACCAGCCGUACAACUACGGCAACGGAUCCGGCAUCGAUGGCCUCUUCCCUCGCUCCGGGAGCAUGUUGACUUCUCUGGAUAAGUACGCCGCUAUUACUCGUGACUGGUGUCUGCAGACCGAUCCCAUCUGUGCUGCCAACCAAACAGACUCCCUCGUCUCGACCCAUCUCGGCUACUACAACAUGUUCUCGCAGGACGCCGCCGCCUGGAUCAAGUCGGUCCUCGGUGUCGUGGACAACUCGGACUUCACGACCGUCAUUCCCACCCAAGUCAGCGGCACCGCGGAAAACUACGCGACCAUCCCAUCCACCUUCACUCCCUCUGGAACCGUCACCACCGCCUCCGUCACCACAGCUAGCGUCACCUGCGGCCCGACCUCAACCACCAAAGUCAUCGCUGCCCUGACGAGCACAAACGGCGCCACUGCGAGCACUUUCACCACCAAGUCGGCUUACACCAAUAGUACUUCUACCAUCACCUCGAGCCCCGGGUCUACCAGCUCAGGCGCAUCGUUUUCCUUCGCUGGCGGAUCUACCAGCUCAGGAGCACCGUUUUCCUUCGGCAGCGAAUCAACCACCGCCACCGGCUCGAGCGGUGGAUCGGCGACAAGCUCAGCUCUCGUUCAGAGCCAGACUGGUGCCGCGAGCAGCCACGCCGGCAACCUUGGCCUGGCUCUCCUUCUCCCCUUCCUCGGUGCUCUUGGGCUUUAA